Amborella trichopoda is the source of this 2033-nucleotide messenger RNA. RefSeq names its product damage-control phosphatase At2g17340. Gene Ontology annotation, molecular function: protein binding; ATP binding; pantothenate kinase activity. Gene Ontology annotation, biological process: coenzyme A biosynthetic process. The record is from RefSeq and is a predicted model, not a curated record. Lineage: Eukaryota; Viridiplantae; Streptophyta; Magnoliopsida; Amborellales; Amborellaceae. Gene Ontology annotation, cellular component: cytosol; nucleus.
UCUGGCUAUAAAUAUGCACGAUCUCGAAGCUUGCAAGAGGAACAGCCCACCCUACGUGCCUACACUAGCAAAAACCACCUUGCCUUUCUUGGGUAAAGAUGAUGAAACCACAACUCCAAUCUAGCUCAAGCCAAGCCAUAUUGGUGGUUCCCAAGCCGGCUUUGAAGACAAACCAUGGCUCAUUGGCUCGGGUCAACAGGCGGGUGACUCAGCCUGAAUCUUGCAGGAAAAUCGAAUCCGGCAAAGUUUUCGCCGUUUUGAAGGAAAUUCCGACGACCACCGAAAAGAGAGAAGAGAAGGUGACCACCAUCAAGGCAAGGGUUACAGUGAAAUCAACGGUUCAAGACUUGGAUGAUAUUUUCUUGGAUGUCUUGGGAAAAUCCUUGAGGCUGGAGAUUCUUAGUGCAGAGUUCAACCCCAGCACCGGAAUAGAGAAGGAGACUAUAAGGGGUUACGUGCACAGGAGAGCUGGGAAAGGUAAGAUGGUGUCUUAUGAGGGUGAGUUCAAGGUGAAGCCCACUUUUGGGCCAGUGGGCGCGGUGUUGGUGACCCAUGAUCACCACAAAGAGAUGGUUUUUGAGAGCAUAGUGCUUGAAGGCUUGGCUAAUGGUCCAGUCCAUAUAACGUGUAACUCAUGCGUUCAUGCCAAAGGGGAGAAAAGGGUUUUCUUUGCUGACCAGGGCUGCUUUCAAGAACUGCUUGAGAGAGGACUAGAGAGAGAGAGAGUUAGAGAGAGAAGGGACAGUUCUGGCACAGCAGUGGCUUUCCCUUUGCUUAAAACCCCAAUCGAAAGCACGUACAGGCCCGGCACCAUCCCGUACAGGCUCCCUUUCGAUCCUCCUCACGAGCCCACACCAACGGAGCUCGCAUGGAUCGACCUCUUCCAAAAAUCUAUCCCUUCUUUCAGGAAACAGGCAGAGAGUGAUGAUACGGUUCCUGAAGCUCAUGCAAAAGCUGAGAAAUUCGCCAAGAGGUAUACAAAAGUUCUUGAGGACUUGAAGGCAGAUCCUCAAAGUCAUGGUGUGCCACUAGAUUGCAUUCUUUUAAGUAGACUUCGUGAACAAGCCUUAAGAGACGUAGGUUUCAGGGACAUAUACAAGAAAGUUAAGGUCGAGGAAAAUGCCAAUGCUUUAACACUAUUCAAUGAGGUGGUUCAGCUUCAUGAUUCCAUUGAAGAUGCAAGCAAGAGAGUGGAAAGCUUGAUUAGGGGAGUCUUUGCUGGGAACAUUUUUGAUUUGGGAUGUGCCCAGAUAGCGGAGGCCUUUGCAAGAGAUGGAAUGUCAUUCAGAGCAAGUUGUGAAAAUCUAGUGGCUCGACCUUGGGUUAUUGAUGAUUUAGAUAUUUUCAAGUCAAAAUGGAGUACAAAAUCAUGGAAGAAGGCUGUCAUAUUUGUCGAUAACUCGGGUGCAGAUGUUAUUCUUGGGAUGUUACCCUUCGCUAGAGAGCUGCUUCGACGUGGUACACAGGUGGUUAUUGCUGCUAAUGAUUUACCAUCCAUCAAUGAUAUCACUUAUCCAGAACUGAUUGAGAUUAUAUCCAAGUUGAAGGAUGAAAAUGGGAAGAUAUUUGGGGUGGAUGCAUCAGGGCUUUCAAUAGUAAAUUCUGGUAACGAUUUGCCGGUCAUUGAUCUCUCCAUGGUGUCUCCGAAACUGUCCCACCUUGCAAAUGAUGCAGAUCUUGUCAUUUUGGAGGGAAUGGGCCGUGGAAUAGAGACUAAUCUCUACGCCCAAUUCAGAUGUGAUUCACUCAACAUUGGAAUGGUGAAGCACCCUGAGGUGGCUGAGUUUCUUGGGGGGAGGCUUUAUGAUUGUGUGUUCAAAUAUACUCAAGUUCUGUGAUCAAUUGCAGAAAGAGUCACACCCAUUUGGUCAUGACAUGUCAUUGUAUCUAUUUUUUCAUCUAUUGUCCAAUAUUUCACAUUGUGUCUGGGUUUUUUAUUCUAUAAUAAAAACUUUUACUUCUGCCUGUUAAUCUCUCUCUCUCGUGGAGAGGACACUCCUCAACAUACUAGCAAGCAAUGUGAUUUCGUUCAA